AUGGCGGCCCAUUCAUCUGAGAUGCAGGUAUCACCGCCUGAUGAUCUUCGUGAUCAUGAGGCUAGGCUAGAAGAGGCCAUUCCGGAAGCUACCGGAGGCGAUGAAUGUUUGGAAGGCAUGGAGCUUGCUGUAUACAAUGCCGCAAAACAAGGCGACAUUGUUGCCCUUUCGAAUUCAGAACAUAGGGAUCAUCUUCACCAAAUAUUGACUCCAACUGGAAACACAAUCCUCCAUAUCUACAUAGCAUGUGCAACGUCAUUCGAUCUCAAAGAAGUGAGCAAAUCAGCCAUCGGCGUCGAGAAGAUUCUUCAAAUGUGUCCACCACUACUGCUGCAGUCCAACAAGAUCGGCGACACUGCAUUACACAUUGCGGCAAGAUACGGAUGCACUGCUAUAGUUGAAAUGAUUUUGCAGAUUGGCAAAAAAAAUCGUGACGAAGGAGAGGGAGCUUGGCCGAGAAUCAUCAGCAAAAAAAAUAAGGAGGGAAACACAGCCUUGCACGAGGCCGUGCGGUUUAAUCACUUUGAUGUGGUGAAGAUGUUGUCGUUGACCACACAAGAUGUUCAUGAGCAGAUUUCCUACUCUGCUAAUGUCGCCGAAGAGACUCCUCUAUACAUGGCUGCCGAAAGGGGAUAUCGUGAUGUGGUUUUUCAAAUCCUACUAAGUUGCACAGAUCCAGCUUACCAAGGCCCCAAUGGUAGAACUGCUCUACAUGCUGCAGUCAUACGCAACCAUAAAGGUUAG
This is a messenger RNA of Fragaria vesca subsp. vesca, 744 nucleotides long. Its product is annotated as ankyrin repeat and death domain-containing protein 1A-like. NCBI's taxonomy places the organism in Eukaryota, Viridiplantae, Streptophyta, Magnoliopsida, Rosales, Rosaceae. The record is from RefSeq and is a predicted model, not a curated record. The transcript has a single exon. Gene Ontology annotation, cellular component: plasma membrane. Bases 1 to 744 code for a protein of 247 amino acids. Gene Ontology annotation, molecular function: protein phosphatase 1 binding; protein phosphatase regulator activity.